Molecule: messenger RNA, 2232 nt
Organism: Puma concolor (puma)
Lineage: Eukaryota; Metazoa; Chordata; Mammalia; Carnivora; Felidae
Gene: CLEC4A
Product: C-type lectin domain family 4 member A
Source: RefSeq, a predicted model, not a curated record
UGUCUGGUGUCAGCAAAUCUGAUGCUAUGCAACUCGGCUCUGCCAGUCUGGGUGGGUUGAAACUGAAGUGAGACCUUCUUGAAGCGCUCUGAAAGGCUAGGGAGGCUGAUCAUUCACCCCAUUUUCCCUUUCCUGAUGUUUUAAGGAAGAGAUGUAAAGGAUUUUUUGAAGAGCAGAUUUCUUCUCGAUAUGACUUCAGAGACCACUUAUGCUGAAUUGAGUUUCAAAAGUGAAUUGAAGUCCUCAGGCACCAAAGAAAGGCCUCCUGCAGCUCCCAAAGAGAAGACCAGCCUGAACAAAAGUAAUCCCAGUUUUCCCAAGCUACUUUUUGCCUCAUUGCUGGUGCUUCUGCUGCUAUUGGCAAUCUCAUUUUUUAUCGCUUUUAUCAUUUUCUUCCAAAAAUAUUCUCAGCUUCUUAAAGAAAAAAAGACUGCAAAAGAGCUCCCUCACACGGAAUUGGAAUGCCUGAAAGAGAAUGUGACCAUGGAAGGGAAAGAUUGGAGCUGCUGCCCAAAGGGUUGGAAGCCAUUCAGUUCCAACUGCUACUUUAUUUCUAAUACAAUAAGAAAUUGGACGGAGAGUGAGAAGAACUGCUCAGCAAUGAAGGCUCACCUGCUGGUGGUCAACACCAAGGACGAGCAGGAUUUUAUCAUCCAGAACGUGGAUAUGUCUCCUGCUUAUUAUAUAGGGCUGUCAGACCCAAAGGGAAAAAGAGAUUGGCAAUGGGUUGAUCAGACACCCUACAAUGAAAGUGUCACAUUUUGGCACUCAAGUGAACCCAGUAAUCUUAAUGAGCGUUGUGUUAUAUUACAUUUUCGUCAUGGACCGAGAGAAUGGGGCUGGAAUGAUGUUCCUUGUAAUGUACAUCACAAGUCAGUUUGCAAGAUGACGAAGAUCUACUUAUGAAUGGGACAUUCUGCAUGAACAUGUGGUUGAAUUGGAACCCACCAUCACAGAGAUAGCUAAUUUGCUCUUUUUAUUCAUGUGUAAAUCUUGUGGAAGGAAGCUCCAUAGAAGUUUUCCAUAGGCUGUCACCUUUUCCAUUUAUGAGAGAAUCAGUAUACGCAUUCAUUCAUUUCUUCCUUCUCCAUGUGCAGAGAUCAUAUUUCUGCAGACAGAUGGAGGAAGCAUGAGCCUCCUUUCCUAAUUUUGAAGAGUUAAGCAUUGACGUAAUUAUAUAUGAUAUUGGUAUAAUUAUAUGAUGGGGUUCCUCUCUCUGUCUGGAUUUUUUUUUUUUUCCAUGAGAGUGAUCAAAAGCAGAAUAAUCCCAACUAUUACUUUCCAUUUCUCUCAGACAUUUAUCAGCUUUAACUGAAGCAUGUUAUGUGCCAGUUGGAAUAUGAUACACAUCAAUGGAACUUAGUUUCUGGCUUUGGCCCAGUAGACCAUUUGGGAUUCUUAGCAUUCUCUGCUCAUUCUUGGACUGUCACUUAACAUCAGGGUGCACUCAGAGGGAAAUCCAACACUGAACAUUAGAGAUUUAGAAGUUAUUAUUAGUGAGUUGACAUAGAUGUAUAAUCAUUAGGUAUUCUGAUAGUUUUUUUUUUUUCCCUUAAGUUUUAUAGUAUCUGUGUGUAGAUUGCCACUCAAAAUGGCUCCUGGUUUAUUUGUAUUCCCCUUUGCACUGAAUUCUUACAGAUCAUUUUAUUUCAACUACAACAUAAAAUAGAUUUAUAAUGAAGCCUGUUAUUCAUUGCUUUCAUAUGCUAAUUAUAAUUGAUCAUAGUAAAGCUGAUUCUAGCCAUGGCUAUCCAAGUAUGACUUCUUGAGAUUAUGCCCCGAUUAUCUUGAUACAACUGAGUAAUUACAUUUGCCACUCAUUUCCUGACUGUAUCUAAAAAGGAGUUGUUUUUAUACAGGUCUGAUCUUAUCCAUAGUAUGUAGAACUUACCAGUUUACUCCUCGGAGAGCAACUUACAAUCAUGGAAGAAUUCCAGGGAAGCUUUAUUGACAAAGAGGUUUCCUCACUAUUAUUUCAAUAAUAAGGGGUUGGAAUGAAGAGCAAAAAGAACCACUUUACGAAAUGCUUUUGAUUUUCAGGAUAGAGGGUGUGCUUGAACUGGAGUGCAAGGAGAGUGGUGACAUUAGUCAUUGCUGGAACUUUCUCUGAUCUCCACCUUAUAUCUUAUGAAUGUGGUUCAGAUCCUAUUUUCUUUAAUUUUCCAUAAAGCACCACUAAAUUAAGAUUGUGGGUAACAGAGUUUAUGUAAGACUUGUGUUUAAAGAGUGAUA